Penicillium oxalicum is the source of this 975-nucleotide messenger RNA. RefSeq lists its product as uncharacterized. The coding region runs from base 1 to 975 and encodes 324 amino acids. Lineage: Eukaryota; Fungi; Ascomycota; Eurotiomycetes; Eurotiales; Aspergillaceae. The transcript is spliced from 2 exons. The record is from RefSeq and is a predicted model, not a curated record.
AUGAUGCGCCCGGGGCUGGGUCAAUCGGGCGCGCUCCCUCUUCUGGUGCUGGUGGGCUUUUUGCUGGCGACUCUUGUGCCCUCAUUGUCGGGCGUUUCCAGCCUAAAAUUAGCGGACUGGAGUUGCUUUACUGGCGGAGCCUCUCAGCUCCCCCUGAUUCAAGAUGGCGGUGCCACAUUCCCACCGGACACAGCUCCCGCUGAACCGUUCGGAUCGUGGAGCUUGUCGACUCGAUCUCACUCACGCGCCAAAGGAUCUGCGCGCGCUCCACAAGCUCCAGAUGGACCGGUAGAAUCCAGAAAUAUCAUCGCCAACGAAAACGACAGCCGGCUGCCCUAUCCUGCCUCCAAGCCGUCCUCGCCGUUUCUGUUCGGGAAACGUGCACGCGCGUUUCGAACGUACUUUAUACAACACUUGGAUGAUUAUCAGCUGUUCACCUCGUUUGCCAAUCGAACUCCUUCGGCGGCAUCCACUCUGACCCCCCCAUCGCCCAUCACAUCUUCUCACGCCGUUCCUCUGCCCACCUUGAUCGACGACAAUGAACGACUUGAUGCGCCGAAUGAACAGCAAGAUCGCAAUCUUCAAACACCAACUAGGCUUCCUGAGGAGAGAACUGCGGCGGGACUGCAGCUCCCGUCCUUGUGCGACAGAUGGCAGCUGGCCUGCCAAAUAGCGAGAGACCUCUGGGCGGAUCCUCACAAAUUUGUAUCUGCGUUCUGGAUGCUAGCGUCAACGGGGCUGGAGCUGUCGACCGAGCCGCAGACCAAGGCGCGAGAGGUGGAGUCCGACAUGGACGGUGUCUCCUCGAAAGGAGCGUCUGCUGUCAACAGCAGUCUUGAGCCGAGCUCUCAGACGCACAUCUCUCCUCUCACAACAAAUGAUCAGACGACAGACGCUGCCGGUUCUACAGCAGAGCUGCGGGGCAGCUGUAUGGCGGUAGUAAUUGGCCUGGUGGCCGGUAUAAUGUGGUUUUAA